CAAGAGAUUGGAAGAAUCCACAUCUGAAACUAAAACCCAGAAACCAGAGUUAAUGCUUCUCUGUGCCAAUCUAAGCCAGCCUUGGACCUCAGCGCUGCCAACUCUCGUUCUGCUCCGGAAAUGCAAGACUUGGAACGACGUAAACCAAAUCCAUGCGCGUUUAAUAACAACUGGUUUCAUCAGAAGUCUCGCCCUCACCACCAAAAUCGUACUCGCUUUCUCUUCUUCACCGUUCUCUCCCCUUGUCGAAUUUUCCCGCCAUGUCUUCUUCACGCACCAUGCUUUCCGAUUCCCUGAACAAGAAAUGGACCCUUUUCUUUGGAACGCAGCCAUAAAAUCGUAUUCGCAUGGGCGAGACGCGAAACAAGCGUUUGUUAUGCUCUGUUUGAUGCUUGAAAAUGGGGUUCAUUUUGAUACGUUCUCGUUGUCUUUGGUACUUAAAGCGUGUUCUCGGUUGGGCUUAAUGAAGGAAGGAAUGCAGGUUCAUGGCUUGUUGAGAAAGCUGAAUUUUGAGUCUGAUUUAUUUUUACAAAAUUGUUUGAUUUCUUUGUAUUUACGCUGUGGAUUUGUUGGAUAUGCGCGCCAGUUGUUUGAUAGAAUGUGUAGGCGGGACUCUGUUUCGUAUAAUUCGAUGAUUGAUGGGUAUAUUAAAACGGGGAUGAUUCAUCUGGCAAGAGAGUUAUUUGAAUUUAUGCCAAUGGAGGAUAAGAAUUUGAUAACUUGGAAUUCUAUGAUUAGUGGUUAUGCGCAAUUGGAAAAUGGGAUGGGUUUGGCUUUGAAAUUGUUUGAGGAAAUGCCUGAUAGGGACUUGAUUUCGUGGAACUCGAUGAUUAAUGGGUUUGUAAAGUGUGGGAAUAUGGAAGAUGCACAGUCUUUGUUUGUUAAGAUGCCGAAAAGGGAUGUCGUCAGCUGGGCUAAUAUGAUCAAUGGAUAUGCUAAAGUAGGUAAGAUUGAUCUAGCUAGGCGUUUGUUUAAUGAAAUGUCGGAAAGAGAUGUUGUUGUGUGUAAUGCCAUGAUGGCUGGUUAUGUCCAAAAUGGAUAUUGUUCAGAGGCUUUAGAAAUAUUUUAUCAUGUGCAAAGGGAUCGCAAUUUGCAACCUGAUAAUGCCACAUUGUUGAUUGUUCUUUCAGCGAUUGCACAAUUAGGGCGCAUUGAGAAAGGGUUGGCAAUACAUCAGUAUAUAGAGGAGAACAAGUUUUCUUUGAGCGGAAGACUUGGCGUUGCUCUUAUUGACAUGUAUUCAAAAUGUGGCAGUGUCAAGAAUGGUAUGUUGGUUUUUGAGAGUAUAGAAGAUAAAAGUGUUGACCAUUGGAAUGCUAUGAUUGGUGGGCUAGCCAUUCAUGGCUUGGGUGAAUUGGCUUUCAGUUUGCUCAUAGAGAUGCAAAGGCUUUCUGUAGAACCUGACGAUAUCACAUAUAUUGGGGUGCUGAAUGCUUGUGGGCAUGCCGGCUUGGUGAAGGAAGGUCUGAUUUGUUUUGACAUCAUGAGAAGAGUUCACAAAAUGGUGCCAAAACUGAAACAUUAUGGAUGCAUCGUUGACAUCCUUGGCCGGGCAGGGCAGAUAGCAGAAGCAAGAAAAUUUAUAGAGGAAAUGCCUAUUGAAGCCAAUGAUGUGAUUUGGAGGUCUUUGCUUAGUGCUUGCAAAAAUCAUGAAAACAUUGAUGUUGGAGAACCAGUGGCUGAGCAUUUAAUUACACUGGACUCUUGUAAUUCAAGUGCUUAUAUACUUCUAUCCAACAUGUAUGCUGGUCUCGGUAUGUGGAAUGCUGUCAGUAAGGUUAGGAUGAGGAUGAAAGAGAGAAACCUAAAGAAAAUUCCCGGUUGUAGUUGGAUUGAACUAGAGGGAAUUGUUCAUGAGUUCUUUGUGCAAGAUAAGUCCCAUCCCCAAGUUAUGGAGAUCUAUUCUUUGUUGGAUAGUUUCUCAACAUCCAAUUCAGAGGUCACACCUUGUGGACGUCUUGGUUAGGUUGGAACCGCUGAACGCCUACAAAUCAAUUGUAGAUAACAAAGAGCUUGCUUCGUGUAGGUGUAGUAGCAAGGAGAACACCUAGUUUUACCAGCUUCACGAGCUGCCUUAUUUAAAACAUUUUGGACACCAACUGUAUUCUGUUCAAUUAAUGUAAGUCAAAUGUAAGUAAUUAUGGAAAUUAAUCCUUUUUCCAAUAUCAUAUUAGUGAUUUUUCCUUCUUUUGUCUA
This is a messenger RNA of Theobroma umbraticum, 2196 nucleotides long. It is a transcript of the gene CRR4, whose product is annotated as Pentatricopeptide repeat (PPR) superfamily protein. Gene Ontology annotation, molecular function: protein binding; RNA binding. The record is from RefSeq and is a predicted model, not a curated record. Lineage: Eukaryota; Viridiplantae; Streptophyta; Magnoliopsida; Malvales; Malvaceae. Gene Ontology annotation, biological process: RNA modification.